This is a messenger RNA of Prunus armeniaca (apricot), 2472 nucleotides long. NCBI's taxonomy places the organism in Eukaryota, Viridiplantae, Streptophyta, Magnoliopsida, Rosales, Rosaceae. The record is from the annotation of a GenBank genome assembly.
AUGCUUCUCGAUUAUUUCUUGCUUCCGCUCUUUUUCUCUCCUGGUUUCUCUUGUCCAUUCUUGCGUCUCUCUUACUCGAUUCUUGCAAUUUCAAUCAUGGUGAUAGCGAGUCAGCUAACCAUAACUCAAUCCCCAAUUUCUUCCUUGAUUUCUAGUGUUGGUAACACUGUUUCUGUUAAACUAGAUGAUACAAAUUAUGUCACUUGGAACUUUCAAAUAGAGCUCUUGUUACGUGGGAAUGGAAUUCUAGGGUUCGUCAAUGGUUCAUUCAAAUGCCGGCCUCAAUUCUUGGUCACGGAGGAUGGCUCUAUUCUUUCCGACGAAUUCACGAUUUGGACGAUUCAUGACACAUCACUCAUGACUUUGAUUACUGCGACGUUGUUGCCCUCAGCUAUUUCGUGUGUUAUUGGUUGCUCAACCUCUAACACCAUGUGGGUCAAUCUUCAUGAACGAUUUGCAAGUGUUACCAGAGCAAGCAUUUUCCAAUUAAAGACCGAUCUUCAAAAUAUCAAGAAAGGCUCAGAAACUAUUGAUCAAUAUCUUCAGAAAAUCAUGGAUGUUCAUGAUCAGCUUUCUGCUGUUGGCGUUGAAAUUUCGGAUGAUGAUACUGUCAUUUUGGUUCUCAAAGGCUUACCUUCUGAGUAUAAUACGGUCAAGGCUGUGAUUCGGGGUUGUGAUCAUGGUAUUUCUUUGAAAGAUAUUCGAUCUCAAUUGAAGGCUGAGGAAGCCACAAUUGAGAAAUCCACUCGCAAUGUUCCAAUCAUGUCUGCUAUGGCUGCCAUAACUCGAGAUUCUUCUUCUGGGUCUGGUAUGAACUCUAUUCCUUCUUCCCCUAUGCCUUAUGGGUCUCAUAAUUCUUCCUCUGGAUUUCAAGAUAAAGGCAAAGGCAAAAUGUUCUAUACUCAACAUGGCUACUCUAAUGGUUAUGGUUCUCAAGGUUAUGCUCCUGUGCCUAUUUGUCAAAUUUAUCAUAAAAAGGGUCAUAUCGCUGCUACUUGUUGUUUUCGAUCUACAAUUCCAUCUCACUCUGAGGCUAAACCCUAUCAAAUUUGUUCGAAGACAAAUCAUACUGCCAUAACAUGUUUCUAUCGAGACAAUGUUCCUUCUGGUUCCUCACACUCUACUCCAAUGACUGCCAUGACUGCUCAGGCUUGUUCUUCUUCACCCUCUAUUGAGGUUUGGAUUGCUGAUAUUGGUGCAACCAACCAUAUGACUGCUGAAUUUGGGAAUCUGUCUGCUCCUACUCCAUAUAUUGGUUUUGAGACCAUUAUUGCUGCAAAUGGAUCAGGUUUAGCUAUUGCUCAUAUUGGUUCUUCUUCAAUUUCUACUCCUACAAGUUCUCUCCAACUUACCAAUGACAAGCGGAUAUGGCAAAUUAUUUUCACGGGCCUCAGUCAUAAUGGUUUCUAUCUUAUGCCUCUUCCUUCUUCUGUACAUACUGCCUUCCUAGGCCAAAGGAUUGCAUCUAAGCAUUGGCAUUGUAGACUUGGACAUCCUACCAACUCUGUUGUUCAACUUUCUUUGGACAAAUCUGGUAUAUCCAGUUCUUUUUCUUCUGCUCCUCAUAUAUGUCAACCUUGCUUGAAGGGCAAGUUUACAAAGCUCCAUUUUGUUUUAGCUAAGUCUAAAUCUCGAAUUUCUUUUGAGACCAUUCAUAGUGAUGUAUGGAGCCUGGCUCCUAGGUCCUCUCUUGAAGAACGUAAGAAUAGACAUUUGAUCGAAACCACUAUCACUUUACUUCAAACAGCCUCAUUAUCUGCCCAGUUUUGGACUCAUGCUUGUACUGCAUCUGCAUAUCUCAUUAAUCGCAUUCCUUGUCAGACCUUGGAUAAUAAAUCUCCCUUUGAAUUAUUAUAUGGCAAAUGUCCUGUUUUGGAUCAUCUUAGAGUGUUUGGUUGUACUUGCUAUCCCUCACUCAAGCCUUAUGUUCACAAAAAGUUGCAGCCUAAGACAACUCAAUGUCUAUUUCUUGGUUAUGCUUUGCAAUACAAAGGCUACAUUUGUUACAAUUUGAGUUCUCACAAGCUGAUUGUAUCGAGGCAUGUUAUUUUUUAUGAAAGUUGUUUUCCUUCGGCACUUGGGGUCUCUUUUAGUCUUUCACCACUUCAAGAACCACUCAGGACCCCUACUGUCUAUUAUUCGGCAAUUAGUCAUUUGACACACCUACCUUUUCUGCCCGUGAGUCCCAUGGCCUCAGAAUCUUCUUCUGUCUUAUUUUCCCUACUACUCUCUCAUGUUCCUCAGCCGAUCCCAGCAGAUUUAUCACAUUCCUCUUAUCCUCCUUUAGAUUUGGCAACAACUAUCCCAAUUGCUCAUCCCAAUGUUCAUCCUAUGCAGAUUAGGAGCAAAUAUGGUAUUGUCAAGAAAAAGGUGUUCCUAUCAGCUGUUCAAGCCUCUUCAGAUCUCUCUGUUACAGAACCUUCCACUUAUGCUUUUGUAGUAAAAUAUUCUAAGUGGCAGCAGGCUAUGUAA